Molecule: messenger RNA, 4023 nt
Organism: Colletotrichum gloeosporioides
Lineage: Eukaryota; Fungi; Ascomycota; Sordariomycetes; Glomerellales; Glomerellaceae
Product: putative aminotransferase
Exons: 12
Coding region: 1-4023 (1340 amino acids)
Biological process (GO): transmembrane transport; regulation of DNA-templated transcription
Cellular component (GO): cytosol; membrane
Molecular function (GO): DNA-binding transcription factor activity, RNA polymerase II-specific; pyridoxal phosphate binding; transmembrane transporter activity
Source: RefSeq, a predicted model, not a curated record
AUGGCCUCUGUUUCUCAGACUGAUCCGCGCCGGAGGAAAGGGUCUAAGCACGACAAGACUGGUUGUUUGACCUGCCGAUAUCGCACCCUUACCUUUUCGGCAUCCCCUUCAUCAGUGCGUGUUUCUCACAAUCUCGGAGGACGUAGGCGGAAGAAGUGUACCGAAAAUACAUUUCCAGUCUGUGGCGCAUGUGCGCGUUUGAAGUUGAAGUGUGUCCGAAGCACAACUCGCGAUAUCGUGCCUACCAGCUGGGUUGAUCGCAAACAGCAGUCAACCAAACCGUCGCGUGGGGUUCCGGACGCCGAUGACAACUCACCACAGCGUUCGCGAUGUUUCCCACUCUGUCCGCCAGUAUCAAUUAUCGAGCCAUGCGAGCCACCACAGAAGAGGCAGGUCAUGCGAUAUUACAUCGAAAUUCUCAGUCAUUACCUGACCGUCAAUGAGCAGUUCAACUCAUUUCUAUCAGCGUUCUUGCCCAUGGCUAUGGAGUCGUCUGUCCUGUACGACGCACUUGUCUCAUUCGCCUCAGGGCACCUAGCUUUGAGUGACCAAUCGUACAAGCUUUCGGCAAUAGAGGCUCACUCAACAGCAAUGACGAAUCUCGCGACGGCCUUGAGCACACCACAGAAUGACAUUACUUGGUAUGAGACCAAAGCAGCAACGUGUCUAGCCUUCGUGAUAGGCGAGGUUUGCGCGGGUAGCAACCGGGGAUGGUACACCCACCUCAAUGGAGCAAAGCACAUCAUCGAGUCUGCUAGUGUGAACACCAGCUCAGGAGUUACACUGCAUGGACCAGAUGUUUUCAAAAAGAGUUCGGAGGGCCAGUGGAUCCUUCGCAACUUCGCGUAUCACGAUAUUGUCGGUAGCGUCACGCUCCGGAGGCGGCCUCUGCUGGACUGCAGUUACCUAGACGGCAUUACCGACGUCGUUGAUACCUACUUGGGUGUCGCAACAGAGCUUUUGCGCUAUGUCUCAACUCUCUGCUUUCUCGAUGAAGAAACCAAACUGGACCUGGACUUACCUGCCGAAGAGGCCGCCAGAAGGAUGAUUCAGUUUCACAGUACUUGCGCCGAGGUUGAACAAGAGCUGCAAGACUGGCGCUGCCGCCCUGAUGCUGCGCCAGAGCUAGUCGCGUUAGCCAACGCCUUUCGAAGCGCGGUGUUGAUCUUCCUUUACCGCCUCGUGCGCACUCGGAUGGAAGACGAAGCCUCAUCUGCAGAAGACGAUUGGCUGAAGGCGGUCAGUGGCUGGGAUAUUCUGCCGACAAAACUUCGCACACAGGUCUCAAAUAUUCUAAGGCACGUCUCCGACAUCCCAGUCGGUAGCCAUGCCGAAUCGGCAAUCCUCUUUCCGCUGUUCCUUGCGGGCGGCGAGGCAACUGAGGAAGAGCACAUGGAGGCAGUCCGCAGUCGACUGCAGAUGACUUUGAAGAAGCGACGAUUCCAGAAUAUUGCGUUGUCUCUGGAUAUGCUCGAAGACCUCUGGCAGAAACGAAAGUCUGAGGACGGAACUCGAUCGGAUCGAUUUGGCCGGCGCUUAGGAUUUCAGAUCGCCUCGGGCAUAUCCAUCCUUGGUAUUGGACUUCAAUAUGCCGCCUCCGAGCCUGGUCUACUGUUGGCUGGGAAGAUGAUCAAUGGCCUGGCGUUGGGCUUCUUUCUAACCCUCACCCCGAUCUACAUCUCCGAAAUCGCACCGCAGCCUCUCCGACCAGCGCUGACAGCCGCUGUCAACCUCUUCAUCAACGCGGGCCAGAUGACGGCCAUCAGCAUCGGCAACACGCGCUUCUCUAUCCUCUCGCCUGCCUCUUACAAAGUUCUUUUUGCCGCGCAGUGGGCGUUCCCGUGCUUCUUGGUUUUCUACACGGCUGUCAUGCCCGAAAGCCCCUGGUUUCUCCUCCGCAGCCAGCGUGAGGAAGACACGAAGAAUGCUUUUCGUAAGCUCUAUCCUCGCAACGCGAAACGUGCCGAGGCUGCACUAGAGUUGAUUCGGAGUGCUAUUACGGAGGAAAAUGAGAUGGUCCGUCUACAAGAUGGGGCGAAGUAUGCGGACUGCUUCAAAGAAACAAACUUCCGGCGCACUAGAAUUGCAUGCGGCAUGUUCUUCGUGCAACAGUUUACUGGCAUUGCAUUUUACGCGCAGGCGUUGUACUUUUUGGGCAUCACGGGAUUGCCGGUGAGCUUGACGUUCAAGCUUGCGCUCGGCGGGUUUGGGCUAGCCAUGUUUGGGAAUAUUGUGUCCUGGUUCAUCCUGAACUACGUCGGUAUGGUGAACCCAAGUCAAGAAUACUGUCGCGGUCGACGAACCCUUUUGCUCGUUGGCACCGUCCUCAAUUUCAUGCUACUCACGACGGUGGGCAUUGCGGGAUGUUUUACCUCCUCCACCUCUCUAUACAUUAUAGGAUACCUUAUGAGCUUUGCGCAGAUUGUCUACGCGCCGACCAUCGGUGCCACGACCUGGGCGGUCAGUGCUGAGGCCAGCUCCCAGAGACUCCGGGCGCGUACGCAGGGCGUAGCCAUGUUCAGCAACGCCAUCAUCAGCUGGGCUAUGGGUUUUGUAACGCCCUAUCUCAUCAACACUGACAGCGUGGCAAGGAUGUCUACCACUUCAUCUGCGGGGGCUGCGGUCAAUGCGACAGCAGCAACCGAUGCAGAGCUUCAGCCAGCGAUCGCGAAGAUGAUGCCCUCAAACAAGAGUGCUGUUCUUCAUCGCAGCUUGAAAGCGGCACCGCCACAGGUAGUCUCAGCGAACGGAAAGUACCUGACCUUCUCCAAUGGCCAGACCAUUUUGGACACGACCUGCGGGGCUGCGGUGGCUUGCAUUGGAUCCAACAAUGAGCGCGUUAAGAGUGCGAUGAUUGCGCAGCUGGACAAGUUUGCCUACUGCAACUCGAUGUUCUUUGGGCAUCCCAUUGGGGAAGAGUUGGCGGAUGAGCUGAUUCGAGGAACUGAUGGUCUCAUGUCAAAGGCAUAUAUCAUGUGUUCCGGUUCGGAGGCUAUGGAUGCGGCGAUGAAGAUGGCGCGUCAAUACUUCGUUGAAAUUGGCCAACCGCAAAGAGUCAAGUUCAUCGCCCGAGAAAACUCAUACCAUGGCACAACCCUUGGCUCACUGUCUAUUGGCGGCCACGUUGCACGUAGAAGUCUCUUUACAGACAUGCUUCUACCUAACAUCGGUCGAGUAUCGCCAUGCAAUGCGUAUCGCGGCAUGACUGAGGGCCAGACAGUCGAGCAAUACGUCGAACAGCUAGCUGAUGAGUUGGACCGCAAGUUUCAGGAGAUGGGCCCUGAGACUGUCUGCGCUUUCGUCGCUGAACCAGUCGUUGGUGCAGCCCUUGGCUGUGUGCCCUCGGUACCCGGGUACUUCCAGGCGAUGAAGAAUGUUUGUGAUAAGUACGGUGCUCUUCUGAUUCUCGACGAGGUCAUGUCUGGCAUGGGUCGUUGCGGAACAUUGCAUGCCUGGCAGCAUGAAGGCGUUACGCCUGAUAUUCAAACCAUGGCUAAGGGCUUGGGUGGUGGAUAUGCCCCUGUCGCCGGUCUGUUGAUGAAUCACAGAGUUGCCGAUGCCCUCACAACCGGCACUGGGGCAUUCUCCCAUGGACACACCUAUCAAGGCCACCCCGUUGGAUGCGCUGCUGCUUUAGAAGUGCAACGCAUCGUGCGAGAGGACAACCUGAUCGAAAACGUCAGACGACAAGGUGCUCUUCUUGAGAAACUCCUGCAUGAACACCUUGACGAACAUCCUUAUGUGGGCAACAUCAGAGGAAGAGGCCUCUUUUGGGGAAUCGAAUUUGUGUCCGACAAAUCGACCAAGGAGCCAUUCUCACGGUCCUAUGAUAUAGCUAAUAAGGUGCAUCUGAACGGGCUCAAUGAAUUUGGUAUCAGCCUCUACCCAGGUAACGGUACAAAAGAUGGAAUUUUGGGGGACCAUGUUCUGCUUGCUCCCGCAUAUACCAGCACAGCGGCAGAAAUUGAGGAAAUAGCCGCCAGAACGAAGGACUCCAUCCUUCGCACGUUCCAAGACCUUUGA